This is a messenger RNA of Amphimedon queenslandica, 726 nucleotides long. Its product is annotated as oxidative stress-responsive serine-rich protein 1-like. The transcript has 2 exons. Lineage: Eukaryota; Metazoa; Porifera; Demospongiae; Haplosclerida; Niphatidae. Bases 74 to 646 code for a protein of 190 amino acids. The record is from RefSeq and is a predicted model, not a curated record.
AUAGCAACCGGCGUCUCUCUCAAAAGGAGACAGAACUCGAUCAUCUGGUCUAGUGGUCUAUUGGUUGAACGGGAUGGCUCGUAAUACGUCCCCCACGACAGAGCUCUCCCUCAGUUUUGAGGCUCUUAGACUCAAUCACGAGAAGAAGAAGGAGGAUGGAGAGGAGGAGGAGGAAGGGUCCAUUAACCCCUCGCAAAUAAUCAAUCAUAAUGGCGGGCUGGAAUGGCGGGAAAACUCGUCUAGAGUGAACCAAUCAAAUUACUCCUAUGCCACCACAACUGAGCCCGUUAAACAGGAAUGCAUCCAGAAAUCAAAUCACUUAUUCAAAGAGAAUCAUAAUCAACAAGACAGCGAUACGUUGAGACGAGAUUGUUCGUCAUCUGAAGCAACUCCAUGUGUAUGUUCCUGUCAUUCUCAGGAUGACAGGAUUGCGUGUUUAUUGUGUGACUGUCACACUGUGCAAUCGUCAUUGCCUGAUCAGCAUCAUCAGGCUGUGGGCGUGGUUGGGGGAGGGGCUGUGUUAUCUACAUGUAGACAGGAAGCAAUGUACAGUGACGUCAGUGUGGAGGAGUUGGCCGGCUAUUUUGACGAGUUAUUGUAUUUACCUAGACCGAUGUCAGUAAUGGCUGAACUGAUGUACACUUAAACACUAUUACAAGUCGAUAAUGUGGACAUACACAGUUAUUUAAUGUUUUUAAAUCAGGAAUUAUUAUUAUUAUAGGAAAA